AUGAAGAAGAAUAAUAACCGGACCCUGUUCGCUCGCAAGCGUCCAGCUGUCUGGAGUACCGUGAUGGGUAACGUGAUCAGCGCGGCGACGGAGGAUGCGAGUGACGCUGGCAUGAGCCAGCUCGUUGUUCCCCACGGAAACUUGGCGCCGGCGACGGACACGGCCGCUGAGUGGAUCCAACAGUCUUCCCAGGACGAGGCUCUCGAGACUCCGUUGUACCGGCUUUACCCUUCGACGGAGACGUUCGGGGAGCAGGCCGUCUGGAGCAGCCUCAGGGACCACGAGUCCGACUCGGCUCUGCCGCCUUCGUCGUCGUACACUCCCGAGGAGAAGGCGGCGCCGUCCCGUCCGGGUCCUCGGCUCAUCUCGGCCGCGCCUUCGGUGCUGGCCGCCACGCGCUCCCUGCCGUCGCCCACGCGGCUGUCGCCGGCUUCGGACGAGGAACAGCGGACGCCGACCCCGCUCGCGCGAGGCAGCCUACCUCUGGUGACGGAGCUCCGUUCUCAUCGGGCUGCCUCAGUCGGACCCAGCGCUGCGUCUCUGAGCGCACCCCUCUCGGAGGCGACCUUGACGGCGACGCGUCGUUUCCCGCCGUUGGCGCGCGGCCUGCUGGUGGCGGGCGCCGUUCUGUGGCUGGUCUCGGCGCUGCUGGCCCUGGUCACGUGGCGCCUGUGGCGCGAGCCGCUCGGCGCCGACCUCGCCCAGAACGUGUCCGCCCUACUGCGACAGCUCGAGAGGCUCGCCACGGGCUCCGCGGGAGGUGCUGUGGCCGCCUCGAACGACUCGGUUGCGUGGAACCUGUCCCGCGAGACUGCGGCGGCGAAACGAAUGGCCGACGCAGUAGCUGCUGGCGGCCACGAACAGCCGCCCGUGUGAUUUGUACGCGCAAAUGUGUAGAUUGCCUUCUGUUAUGGUUGCGUCGCGUGUAACGAAGGUGCAAAAUAUACGACGCUAUUCACCUCGAA
This is a messenger RNA of Dermacentor albipictus, 965 nucleotides long. RefSeq lists its product as uncharacterized. NCBI's taxonomy places the organism in Eukaryota, Metazoa, Arthropoda, Arachnida, Ixodida, Ixodidae. The record is from RefSeq and is a predicted model, not a curated record.